This is a messenger RNA of Plasmodium gonderi, 396 nucleotides long. RefSeq names its product conserved Plasmodium protein, unknown function. The record is from RefSeq and is a predicted model, not a curated record. Lineage: Eukaryota; Apicomplexa; Aconoidasida; Haemosporida; Plasmodiidae. The transcript has 5 exons. The coding region runs from base 1 to 396 and encodes 131 amino acids.
AUGGACGAAACUCAAAAUUCAAGAAUUGUAGAUCUUUUUAAUUUAAAGAAAAGGGAUAAAGAUUAUGUUGAUAAGCAAGAUCUAAUAGUAAUACUAAAAUCUCUCGGGUUUAAAAUAUGCUAUGAAAUAUUCGAAGACAAUAAAAACUGCUACAGUUUUGAUGAAUUAAAAGAUUACGUGCUGAAAUUUGAGAAUAAGCAUUACGCAAAGGAGAAAGUCGAAAAGUGUAUUAGCUUUUUGAACCCACAUAACGAAACUAUAAACAGAAAUUUGUUAAAGACACUUCUAUGUGAACAUGGAAAUAAAUUCACUGAAAGUGAAUUUAAAAAGUUUCUAGUUGACAUUCCAAUAGACACGCAGGGAAAUAUAAACCAUUUUGAAUUGGUUCAAAUGUAA